CCACGCGACGGCGGCAGCUCGUCGCUUUCUCCAUCCUCACGCUCGCGCUCGUGCUAGCCUCCUCCCAUAAGAACCAUCGCAUCGCGGUCGCGGCGCGCGCGCACCACCGGACCCCAACCACAGCUCGUUCCCUCCCUCGCACGCACGCACGCACGCACGCACGGCCGGCCGGCCGGCCCAGAGGAGCGGAGCGCGCGCGCUCUCCAAGCCGGACCUCGCAGGGGCCCCGAUUCCGGCGGCCUUGGUGCGACGCGGGAGCUGGGAGGAGAGGCGAAGGGAAUGGCAGGCGCGCCGAGGAAGAAGCUGGUGGGGCGGUACGAGGUGGGGCGGACCAUCGGGCAGGGGUCGUUCGCCAAGGUGAAGUUCGCCGUCGACUCCGACACGGGCGUCCCCGUCGCCAUGAAGGUGCUCGACAAGGCCACCAUCCUCAACCACCGCAUGCUGCAACAGAUCAAAAGGGAAAUAUCAAUAAUGAAGAUUGUAAGACACCCCAACAUAGUCAGAUUAAAUGAGGUUUUGGCUGGGCGGACAAAGAUAUACAUAAUCUUGGAGCUUAUCACUGGAGGCGAGCUAUUCGAUAAAAUAGCUCGCCAAGGGAAGAUUCGAGAAAAUGAAGCUAGGAAAUACUUCCAGCAGCUUAUCGAUGCCAUUGAUUAUUGCCAUAGCAAAGGAGUCUAUCAUAGAGAUCUGAAGCCUGAAAACCUGCUUCUUGAUUCACGAGGGAACUUAAAAGUUUCUGAUUUUGGACUUAGCACACUGUCCCAAAACGGAGUAGGCCUUCUUCACACAACAUGUGGCACACCAAAUUACAUUGCUCCUGAGGUGCUUAGCAACGAUGGCUAUGAUGGAUCUGCAGCAGAUAUUUGGUCAUGUGGUGUUAUUCUUUACGUGUUAAUGGCUGGGUACCUUCCUUUUGAAGAAAAUGAUCUUCCAACAUUGUAUGACAAGAUAACCGCAGCUCAAUUUUCAUGCCCAGAUUGGUUCUCUCCAGGGGCCAAGUCAAUGAUCCAGAGAAUACUAGAUCGAAAUCCAAAAACUCGUAUAACUAUUGAAGAAAUAAGGGCAGACCCAUGGUUUAAGAAGAAUUAUGUAGCCCUUAGACGUGGUGAAGAUGAAAAUGUCAGCCUUGAUGAUGUCCAAGCUGUUUUUGAUGAUAUUGAGGACAAGUAUGUAUCUGAGGGGGUGACUCAUAAGGAUGGCGGUCCUCUCAUAAUGAAUGCCUUUGAGAUGAUUACACUAUCUCAAGGUUUGGAUCUUUCAUCAUUAUUUGAUAGGCAGCAGGAGUAUGUCAAACGCCAAACUCGUUUUGUCUCGAGGAAACCAGCAAAAACUAUUGUAGCUACAAUUGAAGUUGUGGCUGAUUCCAUGGGUCUCAAGGUGCACUCCCAGAAUUAUAAGAUGCGGCUUGAAGGAGUAUCGGCAAACAAAAUGAGCCCAUUUGCUGUUGUUCUACAGAUUUUUGAAGUUGCUCCUUCUCUGUUUAUGGUGGAUGUUCGAAAGGUCGCUGGUGACACUCUGGAAUACCACAGGUUCUACAAGAACUUAUGCAGCAAACUCGAGACUAUAAUCUGGAGACCAACAGAGGUUUCUGCAAAAUCUGCAUUGCUGAGGACAACCACUUGCUAGCCCGUGGUAAUGCAACCACGCCAUUGCGAAUAGGAUUUCAAGGUGCCAACUUGGAGCCUUUUGGACUUGUGAUACAUCUGGCGUCUCGCUUUUGAACUGCAGAUCUCCAUGGCGUUGUCGUUCAGUUCAUCCAUCCCAGUUGCUUCUGCAUGCACUAUAUGUACCAUAGCUGAGUCAACCCUAGUUGUAGAUCAGACAACGCCAGAUGUAUGCAGUAUAUGCCGUAGAUCAGACAGUGCAGUAUAUGCCGCGUUCAUAUUUAGUGUAAAUAGUUUGCACAGUGCCAAUGCGGUCCGCAUGUAGCAGGUACAUAUAGGUUUCCAUUAGACUACGUGUUUAGACAAUAAAGCUGGCUGGAGUUUUCAUGCCAAACCCUGUACAAGUUUGUAACACUGUAGGAUGAUCUGAGUUUCUGAAGGUUGAGUCGUUCUGCUGCCGAGGAACCGGCAAAUUGUGAAUGACUGACUUGCGAACAAUAUAGCAGUGCUCAUUUCAUUUUCUCUUCGGGUGCAUAACCAUGAAGCAUAGGAAGUCUUGUACCACUACUGUCUACUAUGAUCACAUUACUGUUUGAUACUCCCUCUGUUCACAAAUAUAAUAUGGAGUAUGUUCCUCUA
Messenger RNA from Hordeum vulgare subsp. vulgare (domesticated barley), 2243 nucleotides. Its product is annotated as CBL-interacting protein kinase 24. The record is from RefSeq and is a predicted model, not a curated record. The transcript has 14 exons. Lineage: Eukaryota; Viridiplantae; Streptophyta; Magnoliopsida; Poales; Poaceae. Gene Ontology annotation, biological process: protein phosphorylation; signal transduction. The coding region runs from base 280 to 1626 and encodes 448 amino acids. Gene Ontology annotation, molecular function: ATP binding; protein kinase activity.